This is a messenger RNA of Pocillopora meandrina, 651 nucleotides long. Lineage: Eukaryota; Metazoa; Cnidaria; Anthozoa; Scleractinia; Pocilloporidae. The record is from the annotation of a GenBank genome assembly.
AUGUCAGCAAUGGACCCUGAUGAAUUAGAUUUCAAAGAUCUACCCAUAUUUGUUUAUGCCGAUAACGAAGCGAUGCAAUCAGCCAACAGUGAACAUCAACCUAUUAUGGUAUGUUGUGAGACCGAUCAGGAGAACCAUACACAUGUAUUUUACGGCAAACGUUGUUCUCAGGACUUUCUAGAAUUUCUAGAUCAAUUGACUAUCAAUGAGGACGAAUUCGAACGACCUGUCAUUGUCAUGUUUCACAACCUGAAAGGUUAUGACAUUAUGUUUAUCCUACAAGAACUGUACAAUCAACAUCGUGUGGUGGAAAAUCAAGUCUUUGUCGGCAUCUAAGUCCUUUCCGUCACAUCUGACCCUAUCACCCCAAAGGACUCUUUUUGUUUUCUACCCUUUUCAUUAGCUUCAUUUCCUAAAGCUUUUGAAUUGUUAGAACUCAAAAAAGGAUUUUUUCCACAUCUGUUUAACACACCCGAAAACCAAUCUUAUGUCGGACCGAUCCCACCCAGCGACACAUACGAUCCUGACGGUAUGAAUCAUGACAAACCCGAAGAAUUUCUAAAUUGGUAUCAAGACCAGAUGCGAUGUCAUGUGGGAUACAAUCUACGCCUGAAGUGGAAGAGUACUGCAUUUCUGACAUCAAAUCAUUGA